AUGUAUUUCACUCCACCUCCUAUCGAGAUUCCCUUAUCCUAUGAGUCCUUUCCAACACAACACAUCAAACUCUCACAUUAUCCUGUGGGCUCAGCGAAUGCAACACCUGUCGUUAUCGUUACGCUCAACAGACCCGAAAAGCGCAAUGCCUUUACGAUGGCCAUGGCCGAGGACCUAGAGAGGGUCUUCGGCCUGUUCGACCGCGACGAGCGCGUGAGGGUUGUCGUUUUAACGGGCGCUGGCAAUACGUUCUGCGCUGGCGCGGAUCUGGAGAUUGGGUUUAAGGCAUUGGAGGAGAGGUCGAGGGAGCAUAGGGACAGUGGUGGUCGCGUAGCAAUCGCAAUCCACAGAUGUCGUAAGCCCACUAUCGCUGCUAUGCAAGGCUCAGCUGUUGGAGUUGGUAUGACCAUGGUUCUCCCAGCUGCAAUCAGGAUCGCACACGAAUCAAGCAAGUACGGCUUCGUCUUUGCUCGCCGUGGCAUUACUAUGGAGUCUUGCUCCUCGUAUUUUCUCCCCCGGCUAAUCGGCCACUCGCGUGCCAACUACCUCGUCUCAACGGGCGCCGUUUACCCGUCCACAUCUCCUCAUUUCGGGGGCCUCUUUGCAGAGACGAUGCCGGAGCAGAGUCAGGCAGCAGCGCUAAAUCGGGAGCUUAUGUGGAGGGGACCUGAGAGUGCGGAGGAGGCUCAUUUGUUGGAGUCCGAGGUUAUCUAUCAUCGGUUUACGUCGCCGGACCAGAAAGAAGGUGUUACGGCGUUCUUUGAGAAGAGAAAGCCGAACUUUGUUGGGGAUGUGAAUAAGAGCUUGCCGGCGACUUAUCCGUGGUGGUCAGACGUUAAUAUUGAUCCUCCGAGCAGUGUUAAGUCGAAGCUGUAG
Molecule: messenger RNA, 876 nt
Organism: Aspergillus nidulans FGSC A4
Lineage: Eukaryota; Fungi; Ascomycota; Eurotiomycetes; Eurotiales; Aspergillaceae
Product: enoyl-CoA hydratase/isomerase family protein
Exons: 5
Coding region: 1-876 (291 amino acids)
Source: RefSeq, a predicted model, not a curated record